Molecule: messenger RNA, 2931 nt
Organism: Gasterosteus aculeatus aculeatus (three-spined stickleback)
Lineage: Eukaryota; Metazoa; Chordata; Actinopteri; Perciformes; Gasterosteidae
Gene: enox2
Product: ecto-NOX disulfide-thiol exchanger 2
Biological process (GO): ultradian rhythm
Cellular component (GO): external side of plasma membrane; plasma membrane
Molecular function (GO): oxidoreductase activity; RNA binding
Source: RefSeq, a predicted model, not a curated record
CGUAGUUUGCGCCGCCAUUGUUUGACAGCUCUCGUUGCUAACCAGCAGCUUUCCUGGUGACCCGCUCAACAAGAACAACAAAGGAAAAGACACUUCUGAGUGCGACGUGGAUUAUUUUAGGACGCCUCACGGCGACACGGAGAGCAUGAACGAGGACGUACGUUGCCGAAAGGACCCAUGAUGAAGCCAAACUACUGCAAGCUUCCCUGUGCCGGAGUGCAGUGGGGCGGCGCUUCAGAGACUCUGCUCCAUGACGCUUACAGCAAAGGACUCAACUCUCUGUCCUUCGAUCCGGCCGGCAACAACGACCCCCUGCAGUUCAGCAGCUCCGGCGGGCCGCUGGGUACCGAGUGCCCCCCUCUGGAAAGCACUGGUGAGAAUAGCAAGAAGAGGAAGCGGGCCAGCCUGCCUCCAGAAGGCAUCUGCAACAUGACAAUGGACUCCAACUCGAUGACGAUGCCCAUGUCCGAUCCCAACCCCUGGGCAACGGCCAUGAACAACCUGGGGAUGCCGCCCAUCGGGAUCACCGGACAGCAACUCAUGCCAGAGUUUGAUCCCAGCCUCGGCAUGAUGGCUGGAAUUAACCCCCUGAAUCCCAUGAUGCCCGGCCUCGGUAUGGGGCCCCCGCCGCUCUCCCAGGACGUGCCCGUUAUCAAGGAGAUCAUCCACUGCAAGAGCUGCACCCUGUUCCCCCCCAACCCAAAUUUCCUGCUAGAAAAGUUUCUGCCUGGGGACUUUAUUCAAACAAGUCUUACAAGUCAUCUUCAAGACCUUCCACCUCCUGCCACAAGGGACCGCCCCCCAGGAUGUAAGACUGUGUUUGUCGGCGGUCUGCCCGAGAACGCCACAGAGCAGCUCAUCAUGGAGGUCUUCGGGCAGUGUGGCGAUAUCACCGCCAUACGCAAAAGCAAGAAAAACUUCUGCCAUAUCAGAUUUGCCGAAGAGUUCACCGUGGACAAGGCUCUCUUUCUGUCGGGUUACCGUAUACGCCUGGGCUCCAGCACAGACAAAAAGGACACGGGCCGCCUCCACGUGGACUUCGCCCAGGCCAGAGACGACCUCUACGAGUGGGAGUGUCGCCAGCGAAUGUUUGCCAGGGAGGAGCGGCACCGGCGCAAGAUAGAGGAGGAUCUUCUCCGGCCGCCCUCCCCUCCUCCCAUCGUCCACUACUCGGAGCACGAGUGCAGCCAGCUGGGAGACAAGAUCAAAGACGACGGGAAGUUUCCUGAGGCGGUGCGCGUCCUCCUGACCUGGCUGGAACGAGGUGAAGUCAACCGUAGGAACGCCAACAACUUCUACUCCAUGAUCCAGUCCUCCAACGGCCACAUCCGCAGGCUGACGGGCGAGAAGAGUCAGCACGAGAAGGAGGUGGAGGAGGCCAAAGAGAAGUUCAAGACCGCUCUGGCCGGCAUAGUUGGCCAAUUUGAGCAGAUUGUGUCUGUAUUCCAAGCUGCUUCCAAACAAAAGGCAUGGGACCAUUUCUCCAAAGCUCAGCGCAAGAACCUGGACAUGUGGCGCAAACAAGCAGAGGAGAUUAGAAACAUGCACAGCGAGCAGCUGAUGGGCAUCAGGCGAGAGGAGGAGAUGGAGAUGUCGGACGAUGACAUGGAGGACUCUCCCGACAGCAAGGACUCUGAGGACUCUGGAGUUUCCCAAGCGGAGGCCUUAAAAGAGGAGAACGACUCUCUGCGCUGCCAGCUGGACGCCUACAGGAACGAGGUGGAGCUCCUCAAACAGGAACAAGGCAAGAACCACCCAAUGAGCAGCGAGGAGGACACCACACACUCACAGCAGCUCAGCUUCCUGCAGCAGGCCCUGCAAGGCAUGCAGAAGCAACUGUUAAAAAUGAGGGAUGAAUUAAAGCUGCGGGAGACGGAGCUUGAGAAGAGUUUGGAGGACAAACAGCAGCUGAAUAACCAAGUGCAGAACCUGAAGGAAGGACUCCAGAACCUCCAAAACACGCAUGCCAUGGAGCUGGAGCAGUUGAAGCAAGACGACCGAGGCGGCGAGGAGAGCGCCAAUCAAACCAGCGAAGCCACCGUUUCAACCGUGGUGUCCUGCAGUCAGGAGAAGGACGGGCCUACAGAGAAGAGUCCUCAGAGUCCCGUCCACUCGGAGAGGGAAGCCCUGCUAGUCGGGAUCAUUUCGACGUUUCUGCACGUCCACCCGUUCGGAGCCAGCAUCGAGUACAUCUGCUCCUACCUGCAGCGCUUGGACACCAAGAUCAACACCGGCGAGGUGGAGGCUCUUCUCUCCCGGCUGCCUUGCACCUUCAGACAGGAGCUGACCGGCGUCGGCGCCAGUCUGGAGAAACGCUGGAACUUCUGCGGCUUCCAGGGCAUCAAGAGCACGUAGACUGUUGCCGGGAGACAAGACAGCGGGGAGGGGGGACACUGUAAAGAUGCAAAAGACGCGGUAUAAAGCCCACAAAUAUCAAAGACAGACUGUACAAGGACACCGAAGACUGAGCACACAGCUCAGAUGAGGAGCAUUUCAGGGACUCUGUGGGUGGCGGAGAUGUAAAAAAAAAAAAAAAAACACCAUUUCCACGGUCACGUGAAUGUCGGCGGCAAACACUCUCUAUCACGUCUAAAUGUUGUUAGACCUGACGACUCUCCAGAAGACCGCCGGCCUCUACAGUCACUGGAUUAUUAUGUAGUAGUCGUGCUUUCUGAGCCUGGUCAGUGGCUCCGUACGGCGUCAGUGAGCAGCCGGGGCCGAGGAGGCCGACGGGGUCCACGGGAACACUUGAAACCUCCGAGCUCUUUGGCCUCCAGCGCUCCGGUUUUUGCCGAUCCUGGUUUGUAAAAUAGAUUUAAAAAAUGGAUAUAUUUCUUCAUUUUCUGUAAAUGCCGUUGCAUAGAAUUAUUUGUUGUUAUACACUGUAAAUGCUUGGAUGAUAUUUUGAUUAUAAAAAGACAGUUGAGUAUA